AUGUCCCAACAAGAAAAAAAAAAAUUACCAAACAACGAAACUACUCCUGCGCCUGCUACCACUAGCAAAUCGACCGUUACUUCAAAAUCAAAAGUUCAGCAUAUGAAAGAACAAUAUAAAAAUUUUAAGGUUCCAGAUUCCUAUUUAGAAAAGCAAAAGGAACUUCGCCAUAAUUUAGACCUUGAUGAUGAUAAUCCAUCUUUGGAAACUGAAAAUCAUAAAUUACGUGCGACAAUAGCCGAUUUGCGUAAUAAAAACACGAAGUUGGAGAAAACAAACGUAGAUAUUUUUAAGGAAUUAAAACUCUUAAAAGAGGAUUUCAGUACGCUUAUGGAAAUUAACGAUGCAUUCGGUACAGAAAAUAAAGAAUUAAAAAGAAAAAUCAGAACAAGUGAGAUCGAUGAUAUCGAAUCCAAGCAUCUUUCCAAAAAAGCCAAGGGCAAAAGAAGCGUAGUCCAAAUAAGUGAUGAUGACGAUAAAGACGAAGAUGUUGAUAACGACUUGAUGGAUUCCAAAUCGAAUGCAACUGAAGAAUCACCCGAAGAGCCUAACGAAAGAGAAGCAAGGGUUUGUUGA
Molecule: messenger RNA, 576 nt
Organism: Rhizophagus irregularis DAOM 181602=DAOM 197198
Lineage: Eukaryota; Fungi; Glomeromycota; Glomeromycetes; Glomerales; Glomeraceae
Source: RefSeq, a predicted model, not a curated record